UCGCCUCGCAACAAUUUUGACAGCUGACGGAGCCUGGACGUCACGUUAAGCAGCGAUGGUUAUUCAGAGACAAGCAUAGCUUUAUUUGAUAUGGGAUUUUGUGCCAAAAAGCUCCAUCACUUGGAUUACGAUGAAUUUUAUUCCUUAUUUAGUAUCGGCUUCGAUAAGUAGAUAUUUAAAAAAUAAUGCGACAUUCCCUCAGGAAAAAGUCAAGUACAUAUAUUUUUAAAACAAACAGCAAUGUUGGUGUUGUAAGGUAGAAAGAAGCUUAGGUAAAAUUACUGCUAGACAACGACACACAGACUCCCCUGCUUCAAUCUGUGACGAGAUUUACCAGAAAUACAAGAAACAUACCAGUGGCUGCCAUCGCUGUGACUUAUUUGGCAAGCUGUCUACCAUUCUGUAUUCUGGCGCUUCUUGUGUAAGCCGACUCCAGAGAUGCAGACGUUUGUGAAACGAAAAAGAGUAGGAUACUGGCUCAGCGAAAAGAAGAUCAAAAAGUUGAAUUUCCAGACCUUCGUGGAUAUGUGCAGGAAGAGAGGCAUUGAAAUGGUUCAGCUGGACCUCAGCUUGCCACUGGAGGAGCAGGGACCCCUGGAUGCCAUCAUCCACAAACUGACGGACCACAUCCUUGAAGCAGACCAGAAUGUUACAGAGGCCCAGCUGCUUGUUCAUAGUGUGCAGGAAUACAUUGACGUUCACCCUGAGACUGUGAUCCUAGACCCACUCCCUGCUAUUCGUACGCUGCUUGACCGCUUCAAGUCUUACAAGCUCAUCCACAAACUAGAGGAAUGCAUGAAGGAUGGGCGCAUCUGUUCUCCUCCAUUCAUGGUACUCAACAGUGAGUGUGGCCCUGACACGUUAGACCACCUCCAUAAGAAUGGCAUCACCUUCCCUUUCAUCUGCAAAACUCAGGUCGCACAUGGCACCAACUCCCAUGAGAUGGCCAUCAUCUUUAGCAAGGAGGACCUGAAAGACAUCAGGCCUCCCUGUGUGAUCCAGAGCUUCAUCAACCACAAUGCUGUGCUUUACAAGGUGUUUGUGGUGGGAGAUGCCUACAGUGUGGUAGAGCGGCCCUCUCUUAGGAACUUCCCUUCUGGACCAACAGACAGAAGAGCUAUAUCCUUCAACAGUCAUCAUGUUUCCAAACCUGAGUCCUCAUCAGACCUGACCUCUAGGGACAACUUGGAAGGGCAGUGUCGGACACCUAGGCAUGAUGUCAUUCAGAAGAUUUCCAGGUGCUUGAGACAUGCUCUUAAUGUGUCCUUGUUUGGGAUCGACAUCAUCAUCAGCAACCAAACAGGCCAGCAUGCCGUAAUCGACAUCAAUGCAUUCCCUGGUUAUGAAGGAGUUCCAGAGUUCUUUGAUGACCUGCUGACUCACCUAACUACAGUCCUACAAGGCCCCUGUGGGCCCCUCAGAGCCCCAAGCUUGCCUCUGGCCUGUGGGAUGCCCUGUGGCAAUCUGGGAAAUGAAGGCAGCUGCUUGGUGAUUGACAGUGAGGAGAAGAAAAAAGGUUCCCAUCAAGGUCUGACCUGCUGCAGCGCUGACCUGGGCCUGAACUACCAGCAACACCGCCGGGCCACACUAGCGGCUGACGCCUCCUCCCAGUGAGCCUUGCCUGGCCCUCCAGCAAAUUAGCAUAUUUAAUUACUUUUAACAAACCAAUUAAACCCUCCUGCCCGCUGAGUGGGGUGAAGAAUUUUUCCUUGUGCCAAUAUAUGAUCUGUAGCAUGUGGUUAAUGACCAAAGAAGUACUGAUUUUUGUCUUAAGGUUGAAAAGGAGCAAUCAGCAGAUAUCAGUAGAUGUCAUUUGGUCUAUUUAAAUCAUUUGGUCUAUUUUCAUGCAUCUUGCACUGGACUUUGUUAUGGUAAGGUGCCUUAGGAAUGAACGGGAAUUUCUUUGUACACUGUUGAUCAGGGGGAAAUAACAGAAGCUUAAAUGUAGGUAACCCAAAGCAUACCAUCCAGCAGGCGGCAGGCAAACCCAACAUGGCAAGCAAAUCCAACAUGACAUUUUGUUUUUCCAUUUUUGGCCUAAGGAAUAUGCUGGCUGAAUGGAAGGGGUAUUCAGGUGAACCCUGGUGCUGGGCAGUGGAUUCUGAGCUCUCACAUGCACUCUGGGAGUCCAACUGCGUGCAGCACUUCAUACUCCGCCACCUGCACUGUUAGAAUUAUACAGAUCAUACAAAAUGAUGAACAUCACAGAACAAUGUCUAGGUAAUGGAAUAUAUUUUAAAUGUAAUAUGUGGAACACUUGUCCUAUGGUCCUAUAGACACCUUGUGUAAAGACUUUAAAUAUACAUGUCCUGAAUUGAGCAACAGUUUCAUGCUUGAUAUGAGGUAAAACACAUUACUACCUCGAGUCGAAUAGUAUGAGAUUAGUUGGGAUAAUCUAUUUCAGAGGUCCUCAGGGAGUCAUAGCCAGUCUACCUGUGUAGUCUGAUUCAGCUCCCAAGUAAUAGAGACAUAAUAGCUCUGCUACUAUUGUUUAUGUGAUGAGCUCCUGAACUGGUCCAGAUGGCCAUCCCUGAGGACAGGAAUAAGAACCUUUGACCUAUCUAGCUGUACCAGGAACAGAUAACUCACUGCCCACCUUAGUCUCUUGGGACUUUUAAUGAGUACAUAUGACAUGAUACAUUUUCAGUGACAGUUUUUACACACUGUUGUAUAAUUAAGUUUGUAGGUCAGAUACCAUUGUGCCUUUCAGCUUCUGUGUUGCUAUGAUUAAUACGGAGUGUACAGUAUGUACAAUGUGUAUAUGUUGUAUUUCCUAGAUUUUAAAGGACAGAAAGAGACACUAUCCACAUUUUAUGUCCCUUUACAUGAGAUAAAACAGACAUCCAGAGAAUAAAUACUAAAAUUUAAUCACACCUAAUGUUAUCGCCAUAUUUUGCAGAUUUUAACCUAUGACUUUGACAUUCUGAGACUGAGUAGAUCAUCUUUAAGUUGCAUAGAUUCAUUUACUUAGCACGAAGCUGUUUGCUUGCAGAGUUUCAUACUAAUACAAAUAACUAUAUCAUAUUGAUACAGAUAACAUCAUCAUGUUAUUUAAUCAUUUAAUUAUGAUCAUCAGAUAAAAACAUUAUUGCAUUAAGAUCCAUCAGGCACAGAAACCAUAAAAAUAAUAUAUACCUUCAUUGUGUAUAAAUUCAAUUCCCAAUCUCUUAAUUUUAUCAAUUAUGAUUAUUAUAGCAUUUACUCAGUGGCAUUUUUGCAUGGUAGUUUCUUUGACAAGCAAGUAAGAUACUUAAGUAAAGCUGAAGCAGGGGACCUGGGUACAAAA
Messenger RNA from Electrophorus electricus (electric eel), 3286 nucleotides. RefSeq names its product inositol-tetrakisphosphate 1-kinase a (gene itpk1a). Lineage: Eukaryota; Metazoa; Chordata; Actinopteri; Gymnotiformes; Gymnotidae. Gene Ontology annotation, cellular component: cytoplasm. The record is from RefSeq and is a predicted model, not a curated record. Gene Ontology annotation, molecular function: ATP binding; inositol-1,3,4-trisphosphate 5-kinase activity; inositol-1,3,4-trisphosphate 6-kinase activity. Gene Ontology annotation, biological process: inositol trisphosphate metabolic process.